UUUGCGGUGUUUCUGCGCUGUUUCCGGAAAUGAAAGAAUUGACUUUUCACACAAACAAAAAAAGUUAUUUUUCCCAGAAAGCGUAAAAUUAUUAAUCGAGAAAUAGUGCAUACUUUAAUUUACCAUAGGCAGAUAACGGCAGACUCGCAGUUUGUCAUGAGUUUCUGAGAUAAGGUUUUAUCGAGCCGAGGCUUUUUUCUCGGAAAGUAAAGUUAAUGUAAAACUGGGAAGUCUGUGUUCAUGGUUUGGACAUUUAUGAGAGGGAAAUGGCCUUUGCGCAUAAUGUUUUGUUGUUGCUUGGGGUAGUAUGUUGUAUUGGGGAAACGAAAAAGAGGAAUGUACUUCUUAUCAUCGCGGACGACGCGGGCUUCGAGACGUCUGUCUAUAACAACACGGUGGUCCGUACUCCUCACCUGGCCGCCCUGGGCCUCCGCAGCCUGGUGUUUCAGAACGCCUUCACCUCCGUCAGCAGCUGUUCUCCCAGCCGAUCCUCCAUCCUGACUGGGCUGCCUCAGCACCAGAACGGCAUGUAUGGCCUCCACCAGGGAGUUCACCACUUCAACUCUUUUGACGGAGUGCAGAGUCUGCCGAUGCUGCUGGGCCAAGCUGACAUACGCACAGGGAUAAUUGGGAAGAAACACGUGGGUCCUGGACCUGUCUAUCCAUUUGACUUUGCCUACACCGAGGAGAACAACUCUGUGCUCCAGGUGGGUCGGAAUAUUACCCGGAUCAAACUACUCGUCAGAAAGUUCUUUCAGACCCAGAGGGAGGAAGUGGAGGAGAGGCCAUUCCUAUUGUAUGUAGCGUUCCACGACACCCACCGCUGUGGACAUUCCCAGCCGCAGUACGGAGCGUUCUGUGAGAAGUUUGGGAAUGGCCAGAGCGGAAUGGGCAGGAUUCCGGAUUGGAAGCCGGAAUACUAUUCACCGGAUCAAGUCAAGGUGCCCCCCUUCGUCCCAGACACCCCUGCAGCCAGAGCUGACCUGUCAGCCCAGUACACCACAGUCAGCCGACUGGACCAGGGUAUUGGUCUGGUUCUGGCUGAGUUGAGGGCAGCUGGUUAUGAGAACGACACCCUGGUGAUCUACAGCUCGGACAACGGCAUCCCUUUCCCCAACGGACGGACCAACCUGUACGGCUCCGGCGUCGCCGAGCCCAUGCUGGUGUCAUCGCCAGAACACCGCGAGAGAUGGGGAGAGGCCAGUCAAGCCUACGUCAGUUUACUGGACAUCACCCCGACCAUACUGGACUGGUUCUCCGUGCCGUACCCCACCUACCGCCUUCCUGGCGCCCCCAACACCCCCGUCGGCCUGACUGGACGCUCGCUGCUCCCGGCCCUCGUCACUGAACCCUCCGACUGGCACACCGUUUACGCCAGCCAGUCUCUCCAUGAGGUCACCAUGUACUACCCAAUCAGGUCCAUCCACCAGGGGGCGUACCGCCUCCUCCACAACCUCCACUACCGCAUGCCCUUUCCCAUAGACCAGGACUUCUACGUCUCUCCUACAUUCCAGGACCUGUUGAACAGCACGGUUGCCGGGCGACCGACGGGCUGGUUCAAGACCCUGCAGCAGUACUAUUACAGGGACCGCUGGGAGCUGUUUGACUUGCGGUCAGACCCGGAGGAGACCGUGAAUUUGGCAGGGGACUCAGCGCUUGCUCCGGUCCUGGCGAGCCUCCGAGACAGGUUGGUGAAGUGGCAGUGGGACACAGGCGACCCCUGGGUGUGUGAACCAGACGCUGUGCUGGAGGACAAACUGGAGCCCCGCUGUCGACCGCUCUACAACGGACUCUGACCUGGAUCUCCCCUGUCGACCGCUCUACAACAGGCUCUGACCUGGAUCCCCCAUGUCGACCGCUCUACAACAGACUCUGACCUGGAUCCCCCCUGUCGACCGCUCUACAACGGACUCUGACCUGGAUCUCCCCUGUCGACCGCUCUACAACAGGCUCUGACCUGGAUCCCCCCGUCGACCGCUCUACAACAGACUCUGACCUGGAUCUCCCCUGUUGACCGCUCUACAACAGACUGACCUCUUUCUGGACAGAGGCAGGGGGCUUCUGGUUUGACCCAGACCCUCUAAUUGGACAGCGGCGGAGGGCUUCUGGUUUGACCCAGACCCUCUAAUUGGACAGGGGUGGAAGGCUUCUGCAUUGGGUAACCGGUGAACAGCUUCCUUGCUUGACAACAGAUGGUCAAUUUUGGACAUUUUGGACAUGUAGCACGACUUUGGUCUUUUGCCCUUUUAACCAUUAGGCCUCCAGCUGCCCCAUCGAAGGGGGUUUGAUUGUCCAAGGACAGUGUAGGUUCCCACGCUAAAAUAAACAUUUUCACACAAUAUGAAAAUGCCAAGCAGGCCCAGUUGACCUUGAUUUGGAAUGAAGAUUGCAAGAGGGAAGUGACCUUGAGAAGAGGGUUCAUUAUAGGGUCUGUCCAGGAGGCCAGUGUCCCCGUCCACAGUUCACGAGGGGUCACGGAAUGGUUUGAUGAGUAUGAAAAUGAUGCACAUCAUAUGCUAUGGCCUUGGGUCAUUAAAGACAUAUUUUGGACGUUAUUUAGAUUUUACCUAUUUUCUCUAGAAGUGUUUAUUUUUUAUAAUUUAUCAACUGCUCAUUCAUUAUUUCCCAAUUAACGUUUUCAUUUCAUAAUGAGUCACUGCAUUCCUCUGCUAAGUCCAUUUAGGCUCCUGUACAUUGAAUGCAAAUGUACAGCAACGCUUAAAUUAUCUUUGGUCAUUGUAUUUGGCUGGUCAUUGUGUUUCUGCAGGUGAAAUAAAACCCCAUAACAGAGAAACAUUUAA
Esox lucius (northern pike) is the source of this 2801-nucleotide messenger RNA. RefSeq names its product N-sulfoglucosamine sulfohydrolase (sulfamidase) (gene sgsh). The record is from RefSeq and is a predicted model, not a curated record. The transcript has 11 exons. Bases 267 to 1796 code for a protein of 509 amino acids. Gene Ontology annotation, molecular function: N-sulfoglucosamine sulfohydrolase activity. Lineage: Eukaryota; Metazoa; Chordata; Actinopteri; Esociformes; Esocidae. Gene Ontology annotation, biological process: glycosaminoglycan catabolic process; heparan sulfate proteoglycan catabolic process.